This is a messenger RNA of Pieris napi, 999 nucleotides long. RefSeq names its product adrenodoxin-like protein 1, mitochondrial (gene Fdx1). The transcript has 5 exons. The record is from RefSeq and is a predicted model, not a curated record. Bases 280 to 780 code for a protein of 166 amino acids. Gene Ontology annotation, biological process: positive regulation of oxidoreductase activity; P450-containing electron transport chain. Gene Ontology annotation, molecular function: 2 iron, 2 sulfur cluster binding. Gene Ontology annotation, cellular component: mitochondrion. NCBI's taxonomy places the organism in Eukaryota, Metazoa, Arthropoda, Insecta, Lepidoptera, Pieridae.
ACGACUUACGCCUGUGGUAAAGUGACUUUGUCUCAAGCCCUAGGGCAAGGGUUUAUUAUAGGGUAUAAAACUAGUUAAUAAUUAAAAAAAAACAUAAUAUCAUAAUUAUUUUGAUCUUUGACUCACCUUUUAUUACCUUAUAUUUAUAAUUAUCAAUAAAUAAUAAGAAUUUGUUUGCAUAACCCUAAUAUUAAAUUAUAUGUUUUUGUUCAUAUAAUACACAUAGUUCAUACGAAAUAUUCCUAUAAAAUUGCUAUGUGAUCAUAGUAAUAUACAAGAAUGCUCCGUUCUUUAAGUUUUUUUGGUAAGAAUACAAGAGAGUUAGGAAUAUUUUCACAAUAUUGUAUUCAGAAAUGUAGCCUUCAUUUAUCGUCAGCUCUAAGGCACGGUGAAUAUGAGUGGCAAGAUCCUAAAUCAGAAGAUGAAGUCGUAAAUAUAGUAUAUGUAGACAAAGAUGGUAACAAAACUAAAGUAAGAGGAAAGAUUGGAGAUAAUGCAUUAUAUUUAGCACAUAGGUAUGGAAUAGAAAUGGAAGGUGCCUGUGAAGCAUCACUAGCAUGUACAACAUGCCAUGUAUAUGUCAAUCAAGAUUAUGUUGAUAAACUGCCGCAAUCUGAAGAAAAGGAGGAUGAUCUAUUAGAUAUGGCCCCAUUUUUAAAAGAAAAUUCUAGAUUAGGAUGUCAAAUAACAUUAACUAAAGACUUAGAAGGAAUGGAACUAAAAUUACCUAAAGCAACAAGAAACUUUUAUGUUGAUGGUCACAAACCUACACCACAUUAAAAAAUGAUAAAAUAAAACUUAAGAGUCAAUAAAUUUUUAUUAAAUUAGGUUUAAACUUUAAACUCAGUUGGUUAUUUUCAUACUAAAUUGCAGUUAGGCAACUUCAAAACAAUUAAACUUGAAAGACAUUUUGUAAUUGCUAAUAUUUUGAGAAAAAAAACAAUAACUUUAAUGUAGUUAUAGGUAUAUGUAGAUUAAUAAAAAUAUUAUUAAGAAAAA